This is a messenger RNA of Brettanomyces bruxellensis, 837 nucleotides long. RefSeq lists its product as uncharacterized. The record is from RefSeq and is a predicted model, not a curated record. NCBI's taxonomy places the organism in Eukaryota, Fungi, Ascomycota, Pichiomycetes, Pichiales, Pichiaceae. The transcript has a single exon. Bases 1 to 837 code for a protein of 278 amino acids.
AUGAGCAUACAGAAAGUUCUGGUUCAUCCACUUUCAUUAUUGAAUAUAUCUGAACAUCAGUUUAGGCAAACUAUAGCUAAGGACACAUUUAAUGUGAAUGUCACCCCUCGAGGAAUACUUUUUGGGGUGGUCAAAAAUCGUGAAUGUUCGGUCGUUAUCUCAAGAGAGUUGAAUAAUCCAUCAAAGGAUGAAUUACUCACACUGUUAGAUAUACUAAAACAAGUAUAUGGCUAUUUGAAUAUUGUAGGAUUUUAUACCGUGAACGAUAACAUCAUUGAUAUGGACAAGUCCGUAGUGAGUUGGCUUGAGGAAGUGCAGGGUUGGCUUGAAAAUACACAGUAUAUCUUAGAUCCAGAUUCAGUUGUUUAUCUUGUCAUAGAUAGAAGAUAUUCAGAUCUUAAAGGCUACAAUAUAAAAACGCUUAAACCGAUUCCAGUGAUAACGCUUGGCUCUUUCAAAGUAGAAAAUACAGCACUUAACGAUUUGAAAACAGCGCAAAAAAAUGUUGGAGCCGGAGAUUCGAAUAAUGGCAUACUCACGAAGGCGCAGGACAAUAUUACUUUUUCAUUAGAGGAACUUGCGCUAAAAUUGGAUGGCAUUAUAUCAUUUUUGGAGAGGGUGGAGAAAGGUUCCAUUAGACUUUAUGAAUCCGACCAGAAAAUGUACCAGGACUUGCAGGAUAUCAGGCAUUUUAUGGAUGAAAUGAAGAGGGCGAAAUGCUACAACCAAAAUAAAGAAAGCAACAACAUUUUAAACUUAAUUUCUAUAAGUGAAGCCUUCAUUUUCGAUUGCGUGAAAAAAAUUGAUGCUUCGACUUCCGAAAGCAAGGAUUUGUGA